This is a messenger RNA of Leptopilina heterotoma, 2179 nucleotides long. RefSeq lists its product as uncharacterized. The transcript has 8 exons. NCBI's taxonomy places the organism in Eukaryota, Metazoa, Arthropoda, Insecta, Hymenoptera, Figitidae. The record is from RefSeq and is a predicted model, not a curated record. Bases 429 to 1634 code for a protein of 401 amino acids.
UAAUGAAAAAAAGAAAAUAAUCAGUUUUAAAAUGAUCUUCAGUUUGUCAGUGUUCAUCGACACAAAAAAACUCCCCUCUGUUGUCGCAGUAUAUUUAGUUUUUAUAACCUAAAUAAUUAUUAUCAUUAAUAAUUUUUAAAACAUUGUUUUCAUUAAAAACAGAAACAACAUUCACUAAUCAAAAAUUUCAAAAAUACAUAUGGAAUAGCCAAUAUAUAUCGUGUGUGUAUAUAUAUGUAAGAUAAGAUGGUAUGUAAGCAAAUUAUCACUUAGACCUAGAGAUUACUUCCUUUGUAGCAAUCUUAUGCUAAUAAAUUUGUUAGUACCUCUGAUAAGUGGCAUUUAAAAUUAGUUUCUUGUGUGCAGCUUUAGUAACAUUUCAACAGUGGAAAACUAGAUUAUAAUUUCUUAACGUUUAAAAGUUAAAAAUGUGUUCUACUAAUAAAAUUCACGUCGUAAUACCAGUAGUGAUUUUGUUAUUAUUUUUUCCUCAUUUCGAGCAUGGAUCAUCACACAAUUUGAGAACAAAACGUUUCUUUGUUUAUCCACCUCCUGGUUCUUUCACCCCAACUAAAGUACAGUUAGGAGUUAUAGUAGGUGACAAGGAUCCGUCAACUGUAGAUCAUGUACACAGUGCAGCAGAAAAUGAAAUUGUUAAACAUAUUGACAAAAACCAGUUGAUUUUUGGUCUGGGUUUACCAAUGGAAGUUGAUGUCAGUACGAUUAUCGGCUAUGUGAUGAAGUGUAAUUACGUUUUGCCUUUCAACGCUUCGUACUUGAUGAAUCCAUAUAUUCGGUAUAGCAGAUCGAUCAAAUAUGGUGAAAAAAUAUUAAAAAAUUCUUCUUCUUUUAAUGAAAAAGGCCGCAAUCAGCCAUCAAUGACACGAUAUGAAAUUUAUAGAUUUAUUCAAAGUGCAUUUCAAUCAGGAAAGGUGUGUCUAUUAAGAGCAAUUUGCGAAUCAGCUGGAACAAAUUUUAAUAAAUAUUCCGGUGUUCUAUCUCAAUUAUUACACAUAUUUUUCACGAUGAAGCUGCUUUUAAUAAAACUGAUAAUGGCAACUUUAAUGUCCUCCAGAGCAGAUGUUUUGAAAAGUUCGUUUGCGAAUGCGGUGCACCGGAAUAUCAGAGCUUUGUCCUUUCCGGAUGAGAGCGAAAUGGGGCUAUUUUUUGCACUUGCUAUUCCCUUGGACGACCCUGUUUCGACGAAAGCGAUUUCCGUUGCGUUCUUCUUCGAGGCAAAUUAUCAAUUACGCAGUAACAACACGGAAUUUCAAUCCAAAGUAACAAAGAAAAAUCAGAAAAAACGAUCUGCAGGUCAACGAUAUUUCAUAAAUCGCAAAACGAUCUACGCUGUAUUGGAGUCCAAGUUCAAGUCAUUAGGAUUUCCUGGUAAGCAUUGUCUCUUAAGGUGCAUUUGUGAAACUUCACAACAGAAUAUAUAUGAAAACAAUGGACUCAUCGGUGAUUUGUUGCAUAUCACGUUAACGCCAUCUUCUACCAGUGACGAGGGUCUACCCAUUGAGUACGUCAGGGCAGAGCAAGUGGGCUUUGAGGGCGAUUGUGAAACAAUUUACUCCCGCUGUCCCUUUACAAUUUAUGACUACAUAACGGAUACAUUCACCACUGGCGAAUAGUGAGGCCGUACACCUACAUCUGCUGAAUAAAUAUGUUAAGAACACUCUAACUGCGCGCGAACAUUUUCGAAAUAUAUAAAUAUACACAUACUAAGGGACAUCGCUUACAAAACUCAUGUUUUUACUUUUUUCAUAUUGAUUCAAUUACAUAUUGUAUUUUGCAAAUAAAUUUUACAAAUAUAUUCUAAAGAUAGAAAAUAUAAAUAAUCAUGUUGCAUCCCAUGUAUGUGUUGUGACUUGGCAUUCUGUCUUGCACAAUAUUUCUUGAAAUUUGUUUAAAAUUUUGUUUUUAAAUAAUAGUUUUGAUAAAGUAAUCUAUCAACAUUGAACAUUUUGACGUAAGUUGCACUUUAAAAUUUCUACAACCGUUUUUCCAAAGGACCACGUUUUUGGCAUAUUUUCAAAAACGUGGAGUGAGGCGGCCAACUGUUUUAAUAUAGUUAAAAAACAUAACUUUAAGUUUUAUUGGUUUAUACACCUGUCUUUAGCCUUACAUACUUGGCUAUACAAGUGUUUUUACAUUUUUCGUAAAUUUCUCUUACAAA